ACCAGACCAGGUUUCCAGAACACUGACAUCAAUCAAGACAAUCUCCAAGUCAAAGUCAAGAUAUCCAGUCGGAACCACGGUCAGCCUAGUGCCGAUGGCGGAAAUCUCCGCAUGGUCCAAAUCCUAGACGUAACUUUUGUCAAAUCAUCCGACCGCACUCCCGCACCCCUCCCAGCACAGAGCCACCGCCCAGCUCUCCCGCCCACCCACUUCCCCGCCGCCCACAAUGUCAAAGUCCCCGAAGGAGUCCACACGCUUCACUGCGACGGGAGUGUGGGCGCACACAAGACCCGGCGGCCGCGCCACGACGCUGCAGUUCGCGGACCCGGCACCCAAGAAUGAAACGCCACAGCAGAAAGUCAAGCGGUUGAGGGAGGCGGCGAACCGGGCGAAGAUGGCGCAGGUCACAAAGUGGGAUUACAUGUAUCUGUACGGGAGAAUGGCUGCGGACGCGGCGCAUAGGUUUACGGUUUAUGGUCUCAUCUUUGCGACGGGCUGCGUCGGCGUUCUUGCCGUCUUCUCAAUUGGCGACAUGGUCGUCUACAACCGCCGGAAACGCGCAAUCUAUUUCGCUGAAGAGGAAAAGGCUCAAGCCAGAAUCCUCGAAAUCGCCCGAACCGCCGUCGUACAAGGGUCCGCCACGCCAGCGCAGGCCGCACUUGUCACAGGUAUUGCUGAGGAGGAGGAGCUCAUGGAGAAGAAGAAGGCUGAGCGGAAGAUACCCUCGAAGCUGCUCUGGUGGCUGCAUGGCGACUGGAAGGAAGACAAGGAGAUCGAGGCGCAGAGGAAGCUGGCUGUGGAGGAUCUCAGGCGGCAAGAGGCAGAUGCUAGUCGGAAUUCUGGCGUCACUGCUGCGGUGCAGGGUGCGAGGGCAAACACAUUACCAACACCCGUGGCCGGGGGUCCGCUUGACCAGGCUGCUGAGAAGGUCGUCCAGAACACAGAGAAGACAAGCAAGGGCUGGCUUGGGUGGAUGAUGGGCGGAUCCAAGAAGGAGUAGGAGAAGACGUCAUAAGAGGAGGGGUAUUAUGUUCGACGUCCGACCUGUACAAUGCUGUCUUACUACAUGUACGCAUCACGGAGUUGGGUGGCACGCUUAGAUGGGAGUCGAUGAUUCCGCUGGGUAUUCAAAGUUCAUGUUCACAAUUGCAUAUAUUUCCAUCCAUCUAUCUGCCCAGACCCCGCUAUCGAUCUCCUUGCCCAGACACGGGAA
Molecule: messenger RNA, 1213 nt
Organism: Dothidotthia symphoricarpi CBS 119687
Lineage: Eukaryota; Fungi; Ascomycota; Dothideomycetes; Pleosporales; Dothidotthiaceae
Exons: 2
Coding region: 227-1000 (257 amino acids)
Source: RefSeq, a predicted model, not a curated record